Symbiodinium natans is the source of this 717-nucleotide messenger RNA. The record is from the annotation of a GenBank genome assembly. Lineage: Eukaryota; Dinophyceae; Suessiales; Symbiodiniaceae.
AUGGACCUGGGCCCUUGGAGGCUUGCAAGCUGUGAAGGAUCCCCUGGGAUCUUGAUUUGCAGCCUUGUUUCAGAAUCACCGGCAGCUGACAUCAUCAUCAUGCAGACUCGAGCAUCAGCCGUCGUCUACCUUAGCGCUGCGCGAAGCUUCUCAGGACCCUCACCUGUGCAAGAGCACACGGCUGAGGUGGCUGAGUUACUGGAGGACGAGGACCCUGGGAUUCGCUUUUGGGCACUGGAGACCUUGGCGAACCAGGGCUUCGCCUCGGCACCCCAGGCCGCAAAGCUUCAGAAAGCUCUGGAGGACUCUGAUCCCAACUGCCGGGUAGCUGCGGCCAAUGCCGUGUCCAAGGCAGCGCCGGAACUGCAGGAGGAGGCUGCAAAAGUCUUGGCCCGAGCGCUGAACAAGCACGAGGACAAAAUCUUCCGCAAGAGCGGUGCGGAGGGCCUUGGCUAUCUCGGGGAGGCGGCCAUGAAGUACCUUCCGCAGAUCAUCACCACUCUCCAGCAAGAUGACUACCCGUUGGCACGUUCGGCCGCGGCUGCUGCGCUGGGCCAACUGGGUGCCGCGGCCGUGGCCAAGGCCGCUGAGCCUCUGGCCCAGAGACUCAGCGACGCCGAGCAGGACGUGCGGGGAGCCUGCCGUGGCUCUCUUCGGAAGCUGGACGUGGCGAUGGUCACGUUCCCAGCAUGCACCCUGAAGCUGUCAGACACGUAA